Diprion similis is the source of this 3039-nucleotide messenger RNA. It is a transcript of the gene Dok, whose product is annotated as docking protein 1. The transcript is spliced from 3 exons. The record is from RefSeq and is a predicted model, not a curated record. NCBI's taxonomy places the organism in Eukaryota, Metazoa, Arthropoda, Insecta, Hymenoptera, Diprionidae. Gene Ontology annotation, biological process: cell surface receptor protein tyrosine kinase signaling pathway; positive regulation of MAPK cascade. The coding region runs from base 860 to 2533 and encodes 557 amino acids. Gene Ontology annotation, cellular component: cytoplasm.
UUUCAAGGAGAAUGGCUAAUUUUACCAUGAGGAAGUUUUUGUAACCUCAAACCAGGAGAUAAGGUUGUAACGAUUAUUGAUAAGUAGUCUAACAAGAAUCAGCGAGUGUAUUUAGUUAGUGACAAGCGACAAGAAUACGGAGGGAUUCUAUAUGACGGAUAAACGCUGCAUUGUAUCCUUUCGAAAAUACUAGUACGAGGAUGUUUAAUACGUUGUUGGUCCGUCGGAAGAAGAAACACGGAUUGGUGAAUAAUUACGUGAUUCUGAGUGUAUCGUAAAAUUAAUAUAUAAUAUGCUUGCGAUGGAUUCUCGACCGAGGAAAGCGAACGAGGAAAUUACGCUGCGGAGAGAGAAGUAAAGGUCUCUGUAUAUCGAAUUAUCUAUUCACAAAUCGCACUGACAAUCGACGUAUGAACAAAAUCAUAAAAAAAACUGUCGCUGCGGCGCGCGGCUGAGGAAAAGUUUUAAUCGUUACUCGCCGUCUCUCGACCACUGCCAGCGAAUGUCACAACACACGAAGAGAGAUAAGACUGCCGGAUACAAGCGACAUGUCGAUAAUCCCCAACUGACAGCAUGGCCUGGUGAGGAACUCGGCGAAACGUCAAAUCAUGUGGCGGACAAACGUUUUUUCAUCCUUGCCUGUGAAUUAACUGCCAGUUGGUCAAGACUCUGCGAGUCAGUCGAGUGUUUGGCGAUGAUAAUAUGAUAGUUGGUGUUGCGCUGAGAUAUUAAAUCUGUGAAUGUGAAACCGCGAUUGUGUUGUUAUACGGGCUUCUUUUCGCCUCUUCUAAACUAGCCUAAAACUUUUGAAAGUGACAUUCUUCUCGCUCGCACUUUUAAUUCUCUUCUCAACCCGACAAUGGAGCCUGAGAAUAUUAUGAUGCAGGGUAUCCUGCUUUUACCACCGCAAGGAAUGCUGGGACAACUCAAGAAAACGUGGCACAAAAAGUUUUGCCAACUUUGCAAACCCAGUAAAAUGGGCAUCAAACGACUCGAGAUUUUCGACAGCCAAGACGAAGCUCUUUCGCAACCCCAUUCCCCAAAAAUCAUCACCCUAGAAGCUUGCGUCAAAAUUGCACCCAGCAAUCAACCCAACGUAUUCACUGUUGUCACGAAAACUGGAAUUCAUCACUACGGUUGUUCCUCCGAGCUCGAUAUGACAAAUUGGAUGAACGCAUUUCAAAUAGUUGCAUUUACCGACAGCUUUCCUCAACAUACCAUCGAAGAAAACAAUGAUUUGUACAGCACGGCCGGAGAAGGAAUCUUUGCGGUUAAACUGGUGGAAUCUGAUGCCUCAAAAAGGUGCAAAUUAGAGGAGAAAAAUUAUACUUUGAUAUUAGCAGCUGCCGAUAUGAGACUCAUGGAUGGAAACGAGACUCUGUUUACCUGGCCGUACAGAUUCAUAAGAAGGUACGGAUAUAGAGAAGGAAAGUUUACUUUUGAAGCUGGUAGGAAGUGUAAAUCUGGUGAGGGAUUGUUCUGCCUGGAGCAUAGCAGUCAACAAGAGAUCUUCAAGUGCUUGUCUGCUAAAAUGAAAUGCAUGAAAAGAUUGCUGAGCGGGGAUAGCAGCUGCGGUAUUGAUUUUCGUAUUGAUCAAAAUCACGUUGUUGCACUGCCGAUGGAAGCUGGUUCCAGAUCCCCUCUACCACUCGCCCCUAAUUGCUAUGGAAAUUUAAUUGACCUGGAAUUUUCACCGAUAUCGCAAAACCCCCAGACAUAUUCAAACACUUCAUCGUCAUCAUCGUCAUCCAAUGAUCAGCCUGUGUCGUUUAUAAAACCACCACCGCCUAUUAUAAAACCAAGGCCAGCAAAACCACCUAGAAGGCACAUGUUUACAGGUCAUGUGGAAAAAAAAUCUCUCGAAGAAGAGUUACCUGACACGGAGAUACAUGGAAAGUAUACUAGAUUGAAUUCCAGUAGCUCUACAGAAUUGUCGUCAAUUAAUAACAACUCAAUGACUCUGGACGAUCAAAAAAAUGCCUACGAUUCGGUAGAGGUGAGAAGUGAUGCAUGGAAAACACACGGCGCUGAUAACGUUCUUCAUACGGAAAAGAUCCCGACUCCUGCAUUUGACGAAGAGGAUCCGUAUGAAGCAAUGGACACAGUGUCAUUUGCCUCGCAGAGCUCAACUAGGAGCAAAACAAGCAGCAUCGAUAUGGUUAUCACUCCUACUUGCCCAAUUAUCCACAACAAUGUUUCGCACAGAUCUGAUCCACCUAACUACGACAAACUGCAGCACUUUGGUUCUACCCAUAAACUGAACCAGAAUUCUGGCUACAGGACACCCAAUGUGCAACCUAAUUCCCAAAUCAAUGUACCCCCGUUACCUCCAGUGGUGAAUACCGAGCCUUCGUCAUCUUGGUCUGAUUACGAAUUAAUCGAUGAUAUUAGCACUGCUAGAUCUGCAAAUGACAGCAGUCACGGUUAUGGAAGGGUUAGAAAAGGAAUAACCCCGUCAAAUAACGCUGGGCCAAAUCAUACGAUAUACAACCAAACUGAAUAUGCGGUAAUUUCUAAGCCAAGAAAGGUUUGAAGAGUAUUUUUAGCAAGUUUUAGUAUGCAUAUUACUGAGACAUCUGACUGCUGAACUACUCAUAAUCAGCGGAUGGUGACACUCAAUCCUUCGAGUAUACCUUCGACUGAUCAAAACUCGGAACUAGUGCCUUAUUACUAUAAUCAUAAUAAAUAAUAAGUGAAAUAAGUGAUGACAGAAACCAAAUUACAUGAAAUGAUGAAAAUAAAUCAUAAUCUAAUAACCUCUGUGAAUUUUAGAACUAGCGUCAUGUACUUAGUUACAUUUAACGAUUGUGGAUCUUUAUUUCAGUGUCAGUAACAUGACUUGUGUCAAAAGUUGAGACAGCUUUCUGCUACCAUCGAUAAUUCAUACUCGCCGGUAUUAUGAUUUGCAGUUUUCCUCAACUAUCUAAACCCAUACUGACAUGAAAGGUUUUCAACGUUGACCAUAAAAUUGUUACGAAGAUGCCACAAUUAUUUAAUUAAUUUAUAAGAACUAUGUAGGCGUUAGAAAUAAGAAGAACA